AGACACCUGAGGAGGAAGAGCAGCCUGCACUAUGAACCCGUGGCUCGUGCUCUGCCUGGUGGCCAGCUUGGUGGGCGCCUGGUCUACUAUCCAUGCUCAAGGUGUCUCUGAGGACUGCUGCCUGGCCUACCACUCCCGUGUUCAGCCCGGCUUCCUCCGGCACGCCCGGGGUUACCGGCGCCAAGAAGUGAGCGGCAGCUGCAACCUGCCUGCUGUGAUAUUCUUCUUCCGGAGAAACAAGAUCCUGUGUGCGAACCCACGGGACAGCUGGGUGCCAAAGAUGGUAGACUUCCUGGAUGCUGGGAACAAGACCCUCUCAAAGCGCCACUGGAGACACCUGCAAGUCAUCCUCUUUGGAGGUAGGAAGUCGAACACUGGAAUCUCCAAGCUACCACUGUCCAAGGUUAGCAGGCUCACCAGAAGUAACAACAGGAAAACUACCCUCCUGACAAAAGCUAAUCCAGGACCGUGAGCUGACACAUCUCCAGGAUUAGCCCAGCACAAGAUGGGCUGGACCUUUCUCCACUGCAACGGUCCCCUGCG
Molecule: messenger RNA, 543 nt
Organism: Odobenus rosmarus divergens (Pacific walrus)
Lineage: Eukaryota; Metazoa; Chordata; Mammalia; Carnivora; Odobenidae
Gene: CCL25
Product: chemokine (C-C motif) ligand 25
Exons: 5
Coding region: 32-472 (146 amino acids)
Biological process (GO): immune response; neutrophil chemotaxis; chemokine-mediated signaling pathway
Cellular component (GO): extracellular region
Molecular function (GO): chemokine activity; CCR chemokine receptor binding
Source: RefSeq, a predicted model, not a curated record